This is a messenger RNA of Pyrenophora tritici-repentis Pt-1C-BFP, 2127 nucleotides long. RefSeq names its product WD40 repeat protein. The record is from RefSeq and is a predicted model, not a curated record. Lineage: Eukaryota; Fungi; Ascomycota; Dothideomycetes; Pleosporales; Pleosporaceae. Gene Ontology annotation, molecular function: protein binding.
AUGUCGGCGCGCAGACAGUCAAUCCUGUCGCACCGGCCCAAGACCUCCUCCGACGUAGACGACGACAGCGCUGCCCCCGUACCGCCGCCGCACACGAUGAAGCGCACAAUCUCGCAGACGUUCCCCACGCACUACCACCAGGACAUGAAGGACGCAAACAUGCUCGAUGCCGUCAACGAGGCCACCAUGCACGUCGACGGCUCGUCACAGCACUCACAGUCAAGCUCCUUCUCCCGCGCCAUUGGGGCCGUCACGGGCAGUUUCACCCGACAAAAGACGCGCCGGCGCAUGUCGUCUGUUUCUUCAGCAACGCCCGCACAGCGCCGUCGUGGCUCCAUUCACUCUCUCUUUGAGUCACUUCCCUCGUCGAGCACGGCCAAACCACUCGCUACCGACCAUCAACGACAGCCCCUGCAGCACCAAGACUCGGGCAUUCCCACGUUCCAACAGCCGCCCAGCACGCCGCUCAACUCAAAAGUCUUUUCUCCCUUCAAGCGCCUGAGUAGCAUGCGCCGCCGCCCUACCGCUUCAGGGCCAUCGACCGACCUCAAGAACGUCUUCACUGCCCCCGCCUAUCCCCCCGUCCUUCCAGGCUCGGCCGCACGACAAGCAGCCGCCGCCGCCAACCAGGACCGCCAGAACCAGCUCCGCCGCGAGCAAGAACACACGCAACGUUUCCUCAAUGGCCUCAUCACCCCGUCGAUGCGCGACGACGACAUCAAAGACAACGAGAGCGGUGUCGACAUGACGUGUGCCUCGCCGAUUGUGCGGGCCGACAGCGUGACAGAGAAGAAGAUGAUCGACCCCUUCCAACGCCUCCCUGCUGAACUCGCUACCACGGUCCUUUCCAACCUCGACGCAGCAUCCCUGGUCCGUGCCGAGCGCGUCUCUCGCAGCUGGCACGAACACGCAUCGUCGCCACACGUAUGGCGAAACGUCUUCCUCCGCAAACACGAGCCCGAGGUACACGUGUCACCCGCCCCGAUCCAGAUGGGUGGUCUGGGCACCGGCAAGAUGUCGGGCGGCAACCCUGCUCCUGCACAGGACUGGAAGAGAAUGUUCGAGGCCAGGAGCAUCAUCGACGCCCGAUGGAAGACUGGAACCCCCGCUGCCAUCUACCUCAACGGCCACACCGACAGCGUCUACUGCUGCCAGUUUGACGAGAACAAGGCCAUUACCGGCUCGCGUGACCGGACCAUUCGUGUAUGGGACCUCAAAACUUACAAAUGCAUCAGGGUAUACGGUGGACCCAACCACCGUCCAACGGCAAACACUCCCCCGUCCAUGGAAGAGAGACCGGAACGCGUCAUCAGCCAUGCAUCCAUGAACGGAACCAAGGUCGGCAACGAAAUCUACACGGUUCCUAUCGACUACCACGAUGCGUCCAUUCUGUGCCUCCAGUAUGACAGCGAGAUUAUGGUGACUGGAUCUUCAGACUACACCUGCAUUGUGUGGGACAUUACUGGUGACGAAUACGUUCCAAUGUACCGACUUCGCGGACACGAGGCCGGUGUUCUUGAUGUGUGCCUCGACGACAAGUACAUCAUCUCAUGCUCCAAGGACGCCAUGAUCAAAGUCUGGGAUCGCAAGACGGGCAACUGCAUCCGCACACUCAAGGGCCACCGCGGACCCGUCAACGCUGUCCAGCUACGUGGCAACUUCCUCGUCUCUGCUAGUGGCGACGGCAUUGCCAAGCUCUGGAACUUGGAGACUGGUGUUUCCAUCAAGGACUUUCCGUCAGAGGACCGUGGCCUUGCAGCUGUUGAAUUCUCCGAUGACGCCAAGUACGUGCUCGCAGGUGGCAACGACCAUGUUGUAUACAAGUUUGAUGCGUCGACCGGUGAGCUUGUCCACAGCAGAGUCAAGCACGAUGGCCUUGUGCGUUCUCUGUUCCUCGACGCAUUCAACGGCCGCAUCGUCUCUGGUUCAUACGACCAGAGCAUUCAAGUCUCCGACUACGAAACCGGUCAGACAUAUGCCGUUUACAAAAACUGGACAACAAGCUGGAUUCUAUCAGCCAAGAGCGAUUACAGACGUGUUGUAGCCACGAGCCAGGAUGGAAGGACAUUGAUCCUUGACUUUGGACAUGACGUGCCAGGGUCUGAAUUACUCGUUGGGUCCAAGUGA